Molecule: messenger RNA, 1705 nt
Organism: Epinephelus lanceolatus (giant grouper)
Lineage: Eukaryota; Metazoa; Chordata; Actinopteri; Perciformes; Serranidae
Gene: il21r.1
Product: interleukin 21 receptor, tandem duplicate 1
Biological process (GO): cytokine-mediated signaling pathway
Cellular component (GO): external side of plasma membrane
Molecular function (GO): cytokine receptor activity; protein binding
Source: RefSeq, a predicted model, not a curated record
CUCUGUUGCCUUGUGGACUGAUUAAGAAGCAGAAUUUUAAACUGAGAGGAGUUUCAGCUGCUGUGUUUCCUUCUGUCUAACCUGCGGCUGAUAACGGUGGGUUGUUCCCAUGGCUCUCAAACCCGCUCUCUUAUUGUUGCUGUGGGACCUCACUUUGUUUGUUCACGGUGUCACAGCUUUGUGCGAUGUCAACUGCUCAACGAACUACAAGGAUACACUGAACUGUUCGUGCUCAGACCCUCUGCCGACAUCUCCUGUCCUUGUCAAAGUCAUAUGCAGUGAUGAAGAACUUGAGAUUACUGGUAGCUGUGAAGUCAAACCACCUCAGUCCUGGUGCGUAAUGACUCCGCAUGGCCUCUUUAGUGCUGCAACUGUUGGAACCAUGUGCACUGCAACGGCCAGUCAGCAGGAUGAUCAAAUAUUGAUAAAUGCUGAUGAGUCACCGAGCUGGGCACUAUGUGAUGUGGUGAAAGCUACGCCUCCUGUCAGUGUUACAGUGACAAGCACUGACGGAUGCUACAAUGUCUCUUGGGACCAUGACAACAAAGAGGACAUUCUCAUAUACAGGGUGCGCGUGAGAGAAAGCAAAGACUUGUCAAAGGCUCCAGUACAUUUCCUUGAAGUAGAAGAAAAAUACAACCUGUUAGACUGUAAGAAGCUGCAGCCGUAUGUCAGCUAUGUUGUGGAUGUUCAGGCCAAAAUGUCUCCCAAUAAUCUCUAUUUGGGUCCGUGGAGCGAGUGGAGUUCCACUGCAGAGUGGAGGAAUGGAACGAAUGAAUGGUGGUGGUACGUCACCCCGCCCAUCGUCGUUCUUGUUCUCCUGUUGCUGGGUUAUUUACAAAAACCGUGGUGGCAAAAAACAAUCCGGCAGUUUAUACAUUUCCCCAGGCCAAAUGAGUUCUUCAAGCCCCUCGACCACAGCUAUGGAGGCAACUUUAAGGAGUGGGUGAAGCCUUUAUUCAACGAGUACGAUUACCUCAGGAUCAACUCGCACACUCAGAUGCUAAGCGAGAAGCAGCACAACGUCCUUCAGUGGAAUAAUGAGAAACAAAGCUACGGCGAGGACGAGAUGAAACAAGGUAGUCAUGUCCUCCACAUGCUGCAGCCUCACAGCAACUCGCUGCUGUUCUUCCAGGAAGGCGGCAGUUCACAGGGCACCGGCCACUCAACCGGACACAUCUCCAUCCAUACUGUAACCCUGUCUGGAGAAGAAGAGUUUGAGGAGGAAGUCGUGUCACAGAGCUCCAUAAACACCCUGAGAAGUUACCAAGACGGAGAAAGCUUCGGUUCAUUCAAGGAAGACAACAGAGAACACGCCAGCUAUGAUUUAGAGGAACCUCGUAGGCAAAGCGGGAUGUUACCACAGCAUGACAACCAUAUACCUAACGAACUAUCAGUGGUAAAUAUGAACUUUCAGCCACGUGUCCACAUUGAUGAACCAGAGAGGGUAUCACUCGACUCAUUCGUCUCAAACGAGCAGUCAGAAGACGGCUACCCUCACGUGGACUUGGACACCAUCGACAGUGGCUUUGGAGAGUGCGGCAGCCCUGGAGCCUCAGACUCAAACGUAGCAGAGCAGCGGGACUCUGAUUUAUUUCAGGAGCACAAAAGUUCCAAUUCGAACUAUGUCAAGCAGUGGAUGAUCUGUAGCACUACUCAAGGAGACUCCAACAACUUAGAGAGCGAACUUCCUGAAACACAGUGA